Cladophialophora immunda is the source of this 1910-nucleotide messenger RNA. RefSeq lists its product as uncharacterized. Bases 68 to 1447 code for a protein of 459 amino acids. Gene Ontology annotation, biological process: steroid biosynthetic process. The transcript has a single exon. Gene Ontology annotation, molecular function: 3-beta-hydroxy-Delta5-steroid dehydrogenase (NAD+) activity. The record is from RefSeq and is a predicted model, not a curated record. NCBI's taxonomy places the organism in Eukaryota, Fungi, Ascomycota, Eurotiomycetes, Chaetothyriales, Herpotrichiellaceae.
CGGGCUCGAGCUCAAUCGCCUCUCCCAAGUACCAGCCAGAUUGCUUUGAACUUUGCCCUGCCCAAAAAUGGAGGCAAAGAAAGAGUCUGAUGUGGACAUGACGCCUCGAUCUUACGGCACCGUCCUGGUUGUUGGCGGCUGCGGUUUCCUGGGCUCGCGACUCGUGGACCAAUUGCUCAACUUUCCCUCCGAAGAAGCAGAUGCAGUGAGCAAUGCAGCCUCGUCGCAGCAGCGGCAGGGAUCAAACGGUGCCACAGCCGUCGACACCACAAAGAAGCCAACCUCCACUUCCAUCCCGACCCCUAACGCCGAGAAAUACGACAUCAAUACCCUCCUCCCCUCGUCCUUCCCGCCCCUGCGCAGCCGCUACCCUCCUAUAGACCAGACCUCUACGUUCGUCCAUGUGUUGGACUUGAGAUGUACGCAACACAUCUUCCCCAGCGCGACGUACCACUCCGCCGACAUCACCGACCCGAAUUCUCUUCUCGAGGUUUUCCGGAAAGUCAAGCCUAACGUGGUCAUCAACACGGCGUCCCCGUCGUGGGAAGCCCCUCCGGCCAUACUCCGAAAAGUGAACAUUGACGGCACACGGACACUGCUGGAGGUUGCCGGCGGGAAGAAACACGGCGACUGGGGCGGCUGUGUUAGAGCCUUCGUCCACGUCUCGAGCGCGAGCGUGGUCCACGAUGGCGAAUCCGACUUGAUCAACGCGGACGAACGGUAUCCCUACGUGUGUCCGAACCCGAGGGAGUACUAUUCCGAGACAAAAGUCCUUGCUGAGAAGAUUGUGCUCGAGGCCAACGCCAACCCGGAGUAUAGUGAUGCAGGGAAAAUGCUGACCUGUGCAGUCCGCCCCGCAGGCAUCGUUGGCGAGGGAGACCGCGGAGGGUUUUCCGGGGCCAUUCUCAGGACGGCAUCAGUUGCCCCGGAUUGGCAACUACAUAUCCAGCUGGGCGACAAUGGAAAUCUGUUCGACAACACCUACGUCUACAACGUGUGCUUCGGACUGCUGUGCGCCGCGCAGGUCCUCCUGGAAGGUGGGAGGAGGAAAGGGGCGUCGCUGUCUGAAAAAGUCGACGGCGAGGCGUUCAACGUCACCAACAACCAGCCGGCCUUCUUCUGGGACUCGUCGCGCUAUCUCUUUUCGCGGUACGGCCGGACCAUCAACCCGAGCCGCAUCGUCGCCCUCCCCACGUCGCUGGCCACUUUCGUCGGCGGCGCCGCGGAGGCGUUCAACCACCUGACGGGCCGGAAGGGCAAGCUGAAUCGCCAGACGGUCAAAUACGCCACAAUCUCGAGGUAUUACUCGUGCGAGAAGCUCAUGAACAGGACCGGGUACGUGCCCGUGGUGGGACUCGACGAGGGGUUUGCGAGGAGCGUGCGCUGGUUCAAGCGAGAUGAGGAACAGCAACUGAGGGAGCAGGGCGAGUGGAAGAAAGAGCAAUAGACACGAGAUGAGAUAAGACAAGGGCAAAGACAGAAGUCCUCGAUGCUCAAUCCUGGUUCGACGACGCAGUAUCAUGUCAGGUCAGGUCGAUACAAACGCAGGCAGCAAUGCACGCUGGUGGAUAUAAACAGGACACUGCAAGCCAGAUAAGAGGACGGGGUCAGGUUCCAAAGUUGAGCGUAGAGCCGCAUUAUCCUGAUGGCAUGGAGACAUGGUUUAAUGGCCCAGCGGCAGAGUAUAGACUCAGGCGUUUGGAUGUUACAUAGAUGCACAGGGACAAACGUCUCUUCAUCCAGCCCAGGAGAUCUCAGGGUCGGGCCUCUCGGCCACUACGGCGCUUACUUGUAUGGUGAAUACCUAACGGUGUAUAUACCGGGAGAGGCCAUGCGUGAAUGAAUGGGAUUCCCUACACAUAACUGAGUGACUGAGUGACUGAGUGACUGAGUGACUGAGUGACUGAGUG